This is a messenger RNA of Phlebotomus argentipes, 3335 nucleotides long. Its product is annotated as potassium channel subfamily K member 1-like. Gene Ontology annotation, biological process: stabilization of membrane potential; potassium ion transmembrane transport. The coding region runs from base 355 to 1524 and encodes 389 amino acids. Gene Ontology annotation, molecular function: potassium ion leak channel activity. The record is from RefSeq and is a predicted model, not a curated record. Gene Ontology annotation, cellular component: membrane. NCBI's taxonomy places the organism in Eukaryota, Metazoa, Arthropoda, Insecta, Diptera, Psychodidae. The transcript is spliced from 4 exons.
UUGAGUAAUUGUCUGCUUGUGCGACAAGAGAUUAUACAGUUGAAAGUGGAUUUUCUUCUCAAGCCGAGAGAGCGAUUAGUCUUUAGUUUCGGUGGUGUGAUAACAAAUAUGGUAUUUAGUCGAAGCACGGAAAAUUGCACACACAUUGAGUCAAUGUGCCAAGGCAUUUGGCUCACUUUUGGCGAUGAUUUGAUCUUCAUUUGACGUGAUUUUUGGCACUUCGUGUGAUCAUAUCUUUUUGUAUUGUUUCUCAUCUUCUUUCGCGGUCGUGUUCUCGGUGACAUUGAUCUUUCGUGGCGGGUUUUUCUCACUUCGCGAAAAAAAGACAGACAGUCUACAGCUAUAUAACGAAGCAUGGAGAAGGCAAAGGUGAAGAAACAUCCAGGUGACGAGCUUCACGGACUUUUGUCAGACUUUGCAGAUGAAUUUGAAGCACGAGUCGAUGAAAUUCGUCUUAAACAGUCAGAAUUGGAUUUCAAGCGUGAAUUGCAUUAUGAGGGAAUUCACUACAAGAAAUUCACGAAGCGGAAUCACGCUUACUUGAUUGCCUUUGCGAUCUUCUACACUUUCUUCUUGGUUCUCGGAGCUCUCAGCUUCAUGAGUGUCGAGUCGUCACUUGAACUUGAGACGCGACGGAAGUUGAGCUUGUCCAGAAACACAUUUCGUGCCAAAUACAGCAUACAAGAUGAUGAUCUCGAGGCGUUUCUCAAGGAGGUUGUGAGUGCCAGUGAACGUGGAAUUUCCAUCCUGCGAAAUGCUUCAUCCAGUGAACUGAACUGGAGCUUCGGCCAGGCAUUGUUCUUCUCAAGCACCGUUGUCACGACCAUCGGUUACGGACACGUAACACCGCUCAGCGAGACUGGGAAGAUUUUCUGCAUGAUAUACGCAACUCUGGGGAUUCCGCUAACACUGGUCCUCCUGUCAGCCGUAGUCGAUCGUCUCAUGAUUCCUGUGAGUAGCCUGUUGGGCUUUAUGAAUGCAAAAUUGGGCCAUUUGUAUCAACCAUUCAACAUCCGUUUGCUCCAUUUGCUGCUCAUUGUGGUGGUUAUUGGACUGCUCUUUCUCGUGGCGCCAAUGUUUGUCUUUGCCUACAUGGAGCCUGGCUGGGAUCUACUGGAUGCCUUCUACUACUGUUUCAUUUCCCUGACUACUAUCGGUUUGGGUGACUUCAUUCCGGGAGACGGGGAGAAUGUGGCAAAUCCGACGCUCUACAAGACUCUAACCACGUGCUAUCUGCUGCUGGGCUUGUCCGGCGUGAUGCUGGCUCUAUCGGUGUUCUACCAGAUUCCCCAGCUCAACCUGGGCCAGCUCUUCACCGAGUAUGGUAGCGGCGCGAGUGAGUCGGAGAAGAUGAGACUGUCAGGCGCUGGAGCUCCUUGCUAUUCCGGGCCCACCGGACUCUACAUUCCUCAGCGCGACGAGGAGGUGCGUCGCGCUGUCGUCCGGAUCAGGCCACGCGGCGAAGACUCGCCAAGUCCUGAGGACACAACGCCUAUGCAUGCCCGAGACAUUCGUGUGCCAUGAACGCACCCGCAGGAGAUGAGAUGGAAUACAAAAUGAGAACUACUGAUCCACUAUUGUUUUAUAAUUUAAGACAUUAAUAUAAUAACAUAUAAUAUCAUCUGAAAUCAGUCUAUCAAAAAGAAUAUUUAUAUAUCAAUGUUAUUCACUUGUGAAGUUUAAGAGAUUCUGGCAUUAGUUGAUUGGGAAGAGAGUGAAAGAAAGCGAAUGAGUUAAAGGUGAAGACAAAAUUUUAUCCCCUGUUUAGGAAUUGAAAGUAUAUAUCAAGAUGGCAAAGAUUAUGAGAUUAGAAGGUAUAAUAUUUCAUAAAAUUUACUCUGAAAUUAAUAUAUUUAUUUUUAGAUUGAGAAUAUAAAGUGAAGAUAUCAGAUAAUUCUUUAUAAGUAGAUUUAGAUGAAUGAAGGGCCAGUUAAUUGCGCCACUUCGGCUUUGAAUGAAGACACAUGAUGUGUGAACAUUUGUGAUUAGCUUCCUGUCCAUUUUAAAUGCAUUCAGCACGUAGUGAUUGCAAAGUGAAAGUACGGGAGGGAAUGAGAUUGAUGGUUUAAUAGCAAUGCAAUAAGUUAUAAUGAUAAAUUAGUCAAAAAUCAGUCUUAACUUUAUUUUUGCACAUUAUUUAUUAACUGUCUCGACGAAUGAAUCAUACCCGAAAUAUUAAAAUUCUGACUAAACACACUUGUCUGAUGAUAUUCUUUUAAAUAUUUCAUCGAGUGAGUCACACGCUUUUCUCAAUCUCAUUCUCUCAAUUGAGAAUUUCCACGAAGUAUGAGACAAUUUUGUGAAAGUACAGGAAAAUAGAUACCUUACUAGAGAAAAACACUUUAUUUGUAUGUAGAUUAUAUAACAAAUGAACACAUAUAAAUGCUCAAAUACUUCCUUUUUAGAACAUAUGAAGAGUAAUAAUAUUGCUGUUUAGGGACGAUUGAGACAUAAGGGCAACAAUGCUUCAUAUCAUGCGAUAUUUCCACCUUUCUAAUGAAUUUGACUGACUGCAAGUGUCACCCAUAAAGUUUUUGUACCUGACACUUUUUUUUUAGCAUGAUACGCGAAGAGUAAAGAUUAGAAGAAGAGAAUUAUAAGAAUAUCAGGAGUGAGUAAUACACACUGUGGCAAGAGAAUUGAUCCACCAUAAUAGCAAUAAAUCCCAACAAGAAAAAAUGAAAUGUUUUAUGAGAAUUCAGAAGAAAAUGAUAUUUUUCGUUUUUUCUUGAAAUUGUAUUUUGACAAAUUUAUGGACAGUCAUAAGACACAUUGAUUUGCGUACGUUGUAUAUGAAUCUGCUGUGAAUUAUUCCAUGGCAUUGAAUAUGGGAAUUUCUCUUUAUAGGGUGAGAUUAAAGCUGUAAAUAUCUAUGCCAGACCUAAUUAACAGUUGAAAAUUGAUAAUGAAAUUGGAUCAAAUCUACUGCCCCUGAGUGCAUCUUACUCAGCGAUAACGAAGCCAGAGAAAUUAAAACUUGUUGGAAUCACGAAAGAGAAAGGGAGAUUUUAUCCCAAAAAAAAGAAGAGGAAAAUUGAUGAAUAAUUUGUUGGUCCUACAACAAUUAAAUGAAAAAAAAACAGAGGCUGAUUUUCCAUCCUCAUCACAUUGUGAUUAUACUCGCAACUGUUGCAAUGAAAAUCAGAUAAGACAUGAUGAAGAAUCACGCCUAAUUUGAGAGAUUCUUCUCUGAUGAUGUUUUAUUUGAUUUUCUCAUCACCUCAACGAGCGAAACUCCUUGACUUCUAGUGGAAGAUGAGCAGAAAGAAAAACACGGAUGAGGAAAAAUCGAUCGACUUUAUUAUGUCAGUGUGAAAUCGCGCUGGGACCAAAAA